AUGAGUCGAAUACUUACUGGCAAAGAAUCAACUGUUGUCAGUGUGAACUGUCCACCGGACAACAAAGAAGUUAAUUGUCAAUUUAUGACAUCAAAAGAAAGUGGGUACUCAUGUCAGUAUUAUAAACAAUCAAUAACAGGAGAACUUACGCAAUUCUGCUGCUGUUUCGGAAAAAGCUGUUAUCAAUCGAUAAAUCGCUUAGAAUCUGAGCAACGUUCACUACAUCACUUGGCCGUGGAUCCGAUAACUGCUGUUUUCUUUGUAUUUACGUUCCUUAUCAAUAUUUUAACAAUUAAAUUGUUUCAUAACGAUUUAACAAACGCUGUUGUAUUAAUCUAUCAGAUGUAUUCCGGUAUAACAUCAUUUAAACUUCUACAAUCAGAACACACGUUGCUACAAAAUAUGGAAGAAAAAAUUAUCUCGUGGAAAACACAUACGCUAAUCACCACGAAAAUGAUAACGCUUUUAACGCAAUCAAGGAAGAACAAACAAAAUGUUAAUGAUGAUGCUAAGUUUGGACAUAAAAAGCUAGGAAUGAAUGAAGGUUGUCAGGAAGGAAAGCAACAUAUGGAAAGUCAGGCGCUGACAGAACAUUAUUGUAGAAGUGAGCGACUGCUUCGACAGGAAUGGUAUAGAUAUAAUACAUUGAUGAAAAUCAGUUACUCACAUUGGCGUGCUCGAGAACGGAGUCAGGUCGGGAAACAAAUGCGUAGAACACUGAAACAUCUCUUUGAGUUAUGA
Messenger RNA from Brugia pahangi, 741 nucleotides. NCBI's taxonomy places the organism in Eukaryota, Metazoa, Nematoda, Chromadorea, Rhabditida, Onchocercidae. The record is from the annotation of a GenBank genome assembly.